AUGUCUAACCCACACAACUAUGUCGUGGGCUGGAUCUGUGCUAUUCGAACUGAGUUUGUUGCUGCGCAAACCUUCCUCGACGAAAAGCACCAAGGGCCUGAAUGCGUGUCUACACACGAUAAUAACAAUUACGCACUGGGUAGGAUUGGUAGACAUAAUGUCGCCAUAGCUGUCCUUCCCCAUGGGGAAUAUGGUAUAUCAUCUGCCGCUAGCGUUGCAAGAGAUAUGCUUCAUAGUUUUCCUAAUAUUCGAAUUGGCUUGAUGGUCGGCAUCGGCGGCGGAGCGCCCAGUCCGAAGCAUGAUAUCCGUCUCGGCGAUGUUGUUGUGAGUGCCUCUGGCAAAGGAAGGUUCGGCGGAGUAUUCCAGUAUGACUGCGGAAAUGUCAUACAGGGCCAGGAGUUCAAAGAGACGGGGUUCUUGGAUCGGCCUCCUACAAUACUGCGAACUGCUAUGAACGGACUCAUGGCUCAAUAUGAGGUUGAAGGUCAUCAGUUCAACGAAUCUAUUAACACCAUUCUGGAGAAGUCACCGAGAUUACGCAAAAAAUAUGGACGACCUAAGACCACCGAUAGGCUGUAUAGGUCCGAGGUGCUCCAUCAGCCGAAUGACGAGUCCAGCUGUGCCCUUUGUGGCGAAGAUCCAUCGAAUUUACAAGUACGACACGAACGUACCAGAGGCGAAGACAAUCCAUCGAUCCACUACGGUCUGAUCGCGUCGUCAAGCAUGCUAAUGAAGGACGCUUUGAUUCGUGAUGCCUUUGCAAAAAGAGAUGUCCUUUGUUUCGAAACGGAAGCAGCUGGCUUGGUAAAUCACUUUCCAUGCCUGAUAAUUCGUGGCAUCUGCGACUAUGCCGACACGCACAAGAACGACGAGUGGCAAGGGUUUGCGGCGAUGGCAGCGGCAGCAUAUGCUAAGGAUCUGCUAUGUCAAAUCCCUCCGAACAAGGUUGAAUUCGAGAAGAAAAUCGGUCAAGUUUUGUCUGGUUAG
Molecule: messenger RNA, 987 nt
Organism: Fusarium sp. VM40
Lineage: Eukaryota; Fungi; Ascomycota; Sordariomycetes; Hypocreales; Nectriaceae
Source: the annotation of a GenBank genome assembly